GCGCAGCGGGCGCAAGCGUUAAAUCUCGCCAGGACUCAUUCUAUCGGCGGUCGUCGAGCAACACGCGCGCAUUCCCCCAGUGUCAUCGUAUAACAUAACACAACAUAAUACAAAAAUAAAUCAAAACCAAAGUGUUAAAAAUUAAAAAUAAAAAAUAAAAACAAAGUGUUCUAAUGCAGACAUUAGCACCACACAACCCAUCCACCGACCCCACCAUGGACAACCACCAAGACGACCACCUCGCCGACGUGGACGUCUACGUCCAGAGCUUCGAACUGGACCAUUUCGACGCCAGCGUGAAACGCGAAGACAAACGCAGUUUACUAACCACCAACGCAGAUUGGUUGGUCCAGGAUGAACAACGUAUCCUCACACGUCCAUGGCCAGAUGAACUCCGCUGUCGCCUACCACCAAUGUCCCCACCCCCGGAAGCAAUGUACAGCACCCAUCCGCAUGGUCUUUUACUAGUAAACGACCCGGGAACCCCUCCGGACACCCCACCCAGUCACUCACCUGGAUCCUGUCGUCAACCACAAAUGCAGGAGGAUAUCUGGCGGAGAUCCCAACAACCUUUGGAUCUACGCCACAGUAUGGGCGGGGAACCCAACUGGGAGCGACGGGAAUACGUCCCUGCUGGUGAUAUCUACAUGGACCCCAAUGCGUUCGCCCAGAGACCACUGUCAGUCUGUAGUGGGGGUAGUGCCCUUUCACCACGCAUGAACCACCUUAAUAGUGGAUAUUCAACAUGCAGUGAAGAUGUUAAUUUGAACGAUGACCUUCUAAUGACCCUCACAGUAAGAGAAUUGAAUAAACGUCUGCAUGGGUGUCCGAGGGAAGAGGUUGUCCGGUUGAAGCAGAAGAGACGCACGUUGAAGAACCGUGGAUACGCGCAGAAUUGCCGAUCGAAGAGACUACAACAAAGGCAGGAUCUUGAGGUGACUAAUCGAAGUCUCCAACAGGAGGUACACAGGUUGAAGAUGGAUCUGGCAAGGGUUACGCAUGAAAGGGAUACGCAGGACCUGGGGAUGAGGUUUAUCUAUGACAUCCGUUUCCGGGACGGAGGUUCCAGUGAGUGGUGUACCCGUACCCUGUGAAUUUGUAUAAAAAACUGAGUGAAGUGCACAAAAAUGACAGUUUAACAUAAGUUAAGUUAGUUAAGUUUUAAAUUGUUGCAUUCUACGUUUUUUAUUAUUAUUUUAUGAUUUGACUUACCGGUUUGCCUUAUUAUGAAUAAGUCUUUUUUAAAUUUUUUGAUUUUUUUGUUUUUUUGGUUUUUUGGUUUUAUUUUUGUAUUGUCACUAUAUUAGUGCGCAUAUUUAUAGUGGAGAAUAACAAAACAUUGCAUAUCUCGAAAGCUAAGGUGGUAAUCGUGUUAUAACCUAACUUUUAAGUCACUUUUUUUUGGUUAUGUUGGAUGGUUAUGUUUACGCGUCACACACGAGAUGGAAGGCUACUGGUUGUGUUUUCAAAAUAUGUACAAUGUUUAUGAGAAAUAUGUUAUUAUUCAAAUACUAUGUAAAUAUUAUUAUAUUAGGACCUAUAAUUAAAUAAAUUAU
Dalotia coriaria is the source of this 1556-nucleotide messenger RNA. Its product is annotated as neural retina-specific leucine zipper protein-like. The coding region runs from base 174 to 1094 and encodes 306 amino acids. Gene Ontology annotation, biological process: regulation of transcription by RNA polymerase II. The transcript has a single exon. Gene Ontology annotation, cellular component: nucleus. Gene Ontology annotation, molecular function: DNA-binding transcription factor activity, RNA polymerase II-specific; RNA polymerase II cis-regulatory region sequence-specific DNA binding. NCBI's taxonomy places the organism in Eukaryota, Metazoa, Arthropoda, Insecta, Coleoptera, Staphylinidae. The record is from RefSeq and is a predicted model, not a curated record.